AUGUAGUUUUAUCAUCGAAAGCUCUGAUAUGAUUAUUUAAAAACGUCUGCAGUCUUGAAGUCUUCACAGCAGAUGAGGUUAGGGUUCGAUAAUUAAAUAUACAUUAAUUUUUUUUUAUUCAGUUGAGAAUAGUCGAUAUUUCUGGUUAUACUCUCUGUUGAUGAGUUUAUUAAACCAUGGGUAUUCUCGAAAAAAUCUCGGAAAUCGAAAAAGAAAUAUCAAGAACACAAAAAAAUAAAGCUACUGAGUAUCACUUGGGUUUGUUAAAAGCCAAAUUAGCUAAGUACCGUGCUACACUAUUGGAACCAUCUAAAAAACAAGAAAAAGGAGAAGGAUUUGAUGUUUUGAAGUCUGGUGAUGCUAGGGUAGCAUUGAUUGGUUUUCCAUCUGUUGGUAAAUCAACACUUUUGAGUACAUUAACACAUACUGAAAGUGAAGCAGCUUCUUAUGAAUUUACAACAUUAACUUGUAUCCCUGGUGUAAUUGAAUACAAGGAUGCUAAUAUUCAGUUGUUGGAUUUACCUGGUAUCAUUGAAGGUGCAUCUCAAGGAAAAGGACGAGGAAGACAGGUUAUUGCAGUUGCUAGGACUGCAGAUUUAGUAUUGAUGAUGUUGGAUGCUACAAAGCAAGACAUUCAACGUCAAUUAUUAGAAAAAGAACUUGAAAGUGUAGGAAUUCGUUUAAACAAACGAAAGCCGAAUAUUUACUUCAAGAUUAAAAAAGGUGGCGGAUUGGCAUUCAACGCUACAUGCCCUUUAUCUAGAAUUGAUGAAAAACUUGUUCAAGUAAUUUUACAUGAAUACAAAAUAUUCAAUGCAGAAGUACUAUUUCGAGAAGAUUGUACACCUGAUGAACUUAUUGAUGUUAUAUCUGCAAAUCGUGUUUACUUACCAUGUAUGUAUGUUUACAACAAAAUUGAUCAAAUAUCUAUUGAAGAGGUAGAUCGAAUUGCUAGGCAGCCCAAUAGUGUUGUAGUGAGUUGUAAUAUGAAAUUAAAUCUUGACUAUUUAUUGGAAGUAUUAUGGCAAUAUUUAUCAUUGAUCCGAGUGUACACUAAGAAACCAGGACAACCUCCAGAUUUUGAUGAUUGUUUAAUUUUAAGGAAAGGUGUUUCUGUAGAACAUGUUUGCCAUUCAAUUCAUCGCACUUUAACAGAACAAUUUAAAUAUGCUUUGGUUUGGGGUACUAGUACAAAAUAUUCUCCUCAAAGAGUGGGUUUACAGCAUAUUAUGCAUGAUGAAGAUGUUAUACAAGUUGUGAAAAAAUAAGAAUUAUUUAAAUUAAUUUUCUAAGAAUAAAAUAUAUUAUAUUAAAUUUA
Molecule: messenger RNA, 1318 nt
Organism: Sipha flava (yellow sugarcane aphid)
Lineage: Eukaryota; Metazoa; Arthropoda; Insecta; Hemiptera; Aphididae
Product: developmentally-regulated GTP-binding protein 2
Exons: 7
Coding region: 177-1268 (363 amino acids)
Biological process (GO): cytoplasmic translation
Cellular component (GO): cytoplasm
Molecular function (GO): GTP binding; GTPase activity
Source: RefSeq, a predicted model, not a curated record